Molecule: messenger RNA, 2572 nt
Organism: Setaria italica (foxtail millet)
Lineage: Eukaryota; Viridiplantae; Streptophyta; Magnoliopsida; Poales; Poaceae
Product: wall-associated receptor kinase 2
Exons: 3
Coding region: 65-2368 (767 amino acids)
Biological process (GO): protein phosphorylation; cell surface receptor signaling pathway
Cellular component (GO): plasma membrane
Molecular function (GO): ATP binding; calcium ion binding; polysaccharide binding
Source: RefSeq, a predicted model, not a curated record
UAUUUGUGGACAGGAUGAUGGAUUGACAUGUCAGAACCACUAGUCCACUACUCUUUUUUCAGCGAUGGUGAUUCCAGCAGCGCUGCUGCUGCUGAUGUUGCAGCUCAUCUCCUCGGCGGAUGCUCAGCUCGGAGGUGCAGGCCCGGCGCCGGGCUGCCCGACCACCUGCGGCAACGUGACCGUCCCCUACCCGUUCGGAAUUCGCGACGGCUGCUUCCUCCCCGGCUUCAACCUCACCUGCGACCAAACCCGGCGUCCGCCGAGGCUGCUGCUCGGCGAUGACGGCGCCCUCGAGGUCGUGGAGAUCUCGCUCGUCAACUCCACGGUGCGCGCCAUGGACACUGCUGGCGCCGUGAACAUCAGCAACUUCGUCGGCCCGGGGCCAGAAGGCAACGGCACCUGGCGCGGGCUCGGCUCCGCCAGCAACAGCCCGUUCAUCCUCUCCGAGCGGCGCAACCAGUUCGUGGUGACCGGGUGCAACGUGCAGGGGACGCUGCUUGGGGACAGCGGCAACAUCAUCACCGGCUGCUCCUCCUUCUGCUCCAUCCGCGACACCUGGAUAAACCCCGUGGUGAGCAGCCCCGCCAGCGGCGGCGGAUGCUCCGGCAUCGGCUGCUGCGAGACUCCCAUCCCGAUCGGCCGCCCCUCCUACGCCGUCAAGCUCAAGGCCCUGGACCCGAACCACGAGAACGACGGCAUGCUGCCUAUGGCGGUGCGCGUCGCGGAGCAGGGCUGGUUCGACGGCGUCGCCGCGCAGAUGCUCAACGGGUCGGUGGCGAGCAGCAGCGUGCUCCAGACGGCGGUGCCGGUAAUGCUGGAGUGGGCGGUGGCGUCAAUCAUGAUAGUGCCGCCGCACGCCAACGGCAUCGGCAACUCGUCGUGUCCCGUUGACGCGGCGAGGAGCGCGUGCCGCAGCAGCCACAGCACCUGCCGCAACGUCACCGACAACUACCGGACUGGAUAUGUGUGCCAGUGUCAGGACGGGUACGCCGGCAACCCCUACCUUGCCGGUGACGGCGGAUGCCAAGAUAUUGACGAGUGCGCGCUCCCGGGGAAGUGUUUCGGCGUGUGUACAAACAUUGCUGGAGGGUACGAGUGCCGGUGCCCACGCGGUGCUCGUGGCAACCCGUUCAUGGCAAAUGGCUGUAUCAAAUCUUCUCUAGGGCUAAGUAUUGGCCUUGGAGUUGGUAGUGGGGCAGGUCUUCUGGUCCUGGUACUCGGUGCUGCCUUUAUGACACGUAGGAUUAAGCAUCAGAGGGCAAGAAUGCUGAAGCAGAAGUUCUUCAAGCAGAACCGUGGGCAUUUGUUGAAACAAUUGGUAUCCCAAAAUGCAGAUAUUGCUGAGAGGAUGAUCAUCCCCUUGGUAGAACUGGAGAAAGCCACAAACAAUUUCGACAAAGAUCGCGAGCUUGGUGGAGGAGGGCACGGUACUGUCUACAAAGGGAUAUUAUCAGACCUGCACGUUGUUGCGAUCAAAAAGUCGAAGGUGGCAAUCCAAAGAGAGAUUGACGAAUUCAUAAAUGAGGUAGCCAUUCUCUCACAGAUCAACCACAGGAAUGUGGUAAGACUUUUUGGCUGCUGCCUCGAGACCGAAGUGCCACUUUUGGUGUAUGAAUUCAUUUCAAAUGGCACGCUUUAUGACCAUCUUCACGUCCAAGGACCAACAUCAUUACCAUGGCAGAAUAGGCUGAGAAUUGCGACAGAAACCGCCAGAGCCCUUGCCUACCUUCACAUGGCCGUGUCUGUCCCUAUAGUUCAUAGGGAUGUAAAGUCUCAUAACAUUCUAUUGGAUGACUCUCUAACAGCUAAAGUGUCGGACUUUGGAGCUUCAAGGUGCAUUCCACCUGAUCAAACUGGUGUUGCAACGGCUAUCCAAGGAACACUAGGAUACCUAGAUCCUAUGUACUACUACACCGGUAGACUGACCGAGAAGAGCGACGUUUAUAGCUUUGGUGUUGUUCUAAUAGAGUUGCUCACUAGAAAGAAACCGUAUUUAUACAGAUCACCUGAGGAUGAUAGCCUAAUUGCUCAAUUCACUUCCUUGGUUACACAUGGCAAUUUGUCUGAUGUACUUGAUCCACAAAUUAUGGAGGAGGGAGGCAAAGAAGUCAGCGAAGUAGCUUCAUUGGCAACAGUAUGUGUGAAGCUAAAAGCGGAGGAUCGGCCAACCAUGAGACAGGUGGAGAUGACCCUUGAAAGCAUUCAAGAAUCACUACAAGUUAAACUGCAUAGUGUGGGUACAAAGAUAUCCGAGGAUAAACAAAUGGCAGUGACCCUUCCAACAAUGGAGGGUAGAAGCAGCAAAGAGUCAAGUAGGCAGUACAGUCUUGAAGAAGAGUACUUGUUGUCAUCGAGGUAUCCCCGUUAGCGGUUUCUUAUAACGAUGAACAUGUAAAGGCUUUAUAUUCAUGGUUCCGAAGCCUAUUGUGGUUUUGAUUAUUUUCAAAGGUGAAAUCAUACAUGGUAUGUUGAAUGUACUUCUCAAGAUAAUAACGUGGUAUAUCCAUCUGUAUGUGGUAUAUUUGUUUGGAAAAAAGUAAAUAUUAGAGUCACAGAAAUUAUUUUUAUCUAA